AGGAACUAAAGAUGACAAGAAGGAAAAUCAGCUGGGUAAUCAAAAAAUGCAAGCGGUUCUAUGGCAACAAAAUUUGAAUAGACGACGCUAGCGCAAGCGUACUGUUGCUGUAAACACUCUGGAAUUUCAAAAUGGCGCCUGGCAAGAAACAAAAAAAGCGAUCAAAAGAUAGCCCAUCUGGUUUGGUAAACAAGAUACUCUUUAGUUUAUUUUUAGAGUAGAAGUGAUAAUAGAUGGUCAAAUAUUAAAUGUUAUACUUUCAGCGCCGUAUCGCGUCGCAGCUUAUUCCAAGUGCCAUUUUUGCUGCUGUACCAAGAACUCCGACAAAUUUAGCUCAAACAUGGCCAAGACGCACACCAUCGCCGAUCGCUCAUGCUAUAAGUGAAGCAGGUAAUGUCGGAAGGGUGGUUCUGGGGGAUUUUUCGAAGGAAGCAACGGCUAAACGUCCACGGGCUGAACUGCCGUCAAAUCAAAGUGACGAGAAUUCAGAAACUGCUGAUGGUGAACGAGUUUACGAAAGUGCGUAUGAAUGUGUCCGAGAUGGAGAAUCUUUUGACAAGACUACAAAGUACUUCAGAAUGUCCAGAAGAGAGAGUUCCUCUGGUGCAGCCAAAGAGGAUCUGAACGUGGAAGGGGCAACGGGGAAUGGAAGCUCAGUGCGGCAACCCUUUUAUCAUAUUUUGGACCACGAGAAGGGUGAAGUUGUCGAGCCAGUAUAUUCUCGAGUGGAUAAGAAAAAGAAAAGUGGAUCGAAACAAGCUGACGAAAAAGAAAAGGAAGAGGUAUUACCUGUAAAGCAUGCUUAUAUCCUUACGUUGAUCAACCUUUAAUUAGCUACAUGUACCUUCGUGUGACGUCAUAUCUGAAAAUAGUUGUUCCCACAAGCUGUCUCUACAUUUUAGCUAAUUCAUAAAAUGCUCAGUACAUGUAGCACUAGUUUGCCUUCUAUUCCUACUAAUUUAGGUGUGACACCUUUCACCUCUGGCCCUGCACUAAUUUUUAUACCUGUAGAAGUGUUUUCAAGGUUUUGUUCAUGCAAUCGUGACGACCAUUUUGCUCAUUAUAGUUUUUGUAAGUUGACACCUCUUAACAACCUGCCAGAAGUUUGAGCAACAAAGUUUCCUUAUUUUUGAAAUCUGGCUCUCUCUCUCUCUCCAAAAAAAAUAUACUUGACAAAACCUGAGGGCUUUCACAAAGUGCGUGCUUUUUACUUAGUACAGACUGUAUAUUAUGGUAAAUAGAUGUCAACAUUAAAUCUAAAUGACACUGGUAGGCCCAGCUGCAUAAAUCUUAAUGUUAGACCCUGAUUAGUGAAGUGUACCACUAAUUUGUGGUGUGCUAGACCUUCCGACCUGUUAAUAAAGUUGUGGAGUGAUUUGAUUGUUUGAUUUUAUGUAACUACUAAUGUCUGACAUUCAGUCCAGUCAUCUUAAUGCUACAUAUAUGAUAGCCAUUAUGUUUUUGCAACUGCUCAUGUGUUGUACACUAUACAUGGUAUCUGACUCUUCCCCCAAAGUCAUCUCUCAGUCUCCUAUAAAUAUUCCAUGACUUCUUAUAAAAAUAAAUAUCAAGAGAUGACUGGGGACGAGUCAGACAUGGCAUAUAGAACACUGCGUUAUUGAUUAAGAUCAUUUUCAUUUAUAUGCAACAGAGAGAGUCACUGAGUGAGUACAGCAGUAGUGAUGAACUGACAGAUGUCACUAGUCAAGAUGAAGAGAGCGUGACAAGUGGACCAGGGACAAGAAGCCGUAGCAGGAAAGGAAGCAAAAAAGUAAAGCAUGAUGAAAAGGAUGCAGUUGAUGGGAUGAAAACAUCUACAAAGAAAUCCAGCCUGAAGAGGCAAACACCUGGUACGAUUCAAGAAGUCACUGAAGAAGUUGAUAAGGAAGAUGGGGAAGGUCCUCCACCCAUCCCACCUUACUUAGGCAAUUCAACCCCUGAAGCUCCUAAACGUAGUAGUAGAAAGAAAGGAAGGACUCCUGCACAAGAUGAGCUGGAUGGUCCAGGCCAGCCCCUUCCUCCAAUACCCACAGAUGUACCAGACAGCAGACUUACAGAUGAGCAGAGGAGAGCUCUGAAAGUUGUAGAGAGACUCGGGUUUGAGGGAGUGUCAGAAAAACUUGCGCUUAGUGAUCUUUCGGAGGAUGAGGAUAGUUAUAUGUCACCUGCUGUCCCCAAGAAUACUAUGGAUUUUAAUGGAAGGACGACAUUCGAAAGGGAACAGUUCAAUGAUACCUUGACAGAGAGCACUAUACCCCGUUCUGAGGCAAGGAUUGAGGAAGCAAGUCUGGAUCUUAGUCACACAUUUUCAGGUCUUAAUAAUGUAGAACACCAGGAACAGCUGCAGUCACCAAAUGAAGAGGUACGGAGUGGAAAAGUUGGUGGUCAGUCAGGAUUUAAGGCACAGGCAAGAAAGGCUAACAAGGUGUCAUCCUUUGUUCAGCUACUGAAUGAACAAGAAAAGCAUAGACAAGUGGAGUCAACUGCUCAUCUCCCAGUGAAGGCAAGAAGAGAUGCAAGUCCUUCUCAGCCAAGAAGCAAAGUGGACCAAGGCCAUCUUGAUCCAGUUUUAAUGAGAAGAUUAGAAGAGGCCAGACAAGCAAGUGAAACCUCUUUUGCCGAAAGACAGAGGCAGUUGGAGGCACUGAUAGAGCAGCAGCGUGCUCUGUAUCAAGAACAGUUAGAACAGCAAAGGAUUCAGCAGCAGCAACAGCAGGAGGUCAUAAGACAACAAUGGAAGCUACAAGAACAGCUCAAGGCUUUGGAAAAAAUGCAGCAGGAAUUUAAUGAGGUAAAUUACCUGAAGUAAAGAGUAAUUAAUGUACUAGUAAAGAAUUUUCUUUCAGUGGUCAAUCUUCAAUCAAUCUUUCUUUGAACAAAGACCCUGGGUGACUAAUGAACUACAUGUACAUGCAUGUAUAGUAGAUUAAAACAUGAGCAGUAUAUGCUGAUACAAGAUCUAUGCUUCUCAUCCUAGAUGCUCAAAGUUUAAAUAAUGGUUAUCAACCUCUUUCUAGCAGAUGACACAAUCUGGCCUUUGUUGUUCAAAGGCUGGGUAGUGCUAUCCUUUGGACAAAUCUCUAUCCAGUGGAUAGUACAACUAGUUUUCCUAACCCUUAUCCCCUGGAUAGUGAUUUAUGCGGUGGAUAGCGCUAUCCAACGUUUGAACAACUGGGGCCUGGUUCCCGAAUAGUGAUUUAUUCAUUGGAUUCAUAGUGCCAUCUGCUUUUUUAUUUCUUUGAACAGCUAAGAAGGGCCUGAUAUUAAAAUAAUAGAAACAGAUUUUGCUAGUCCUUGGGCUGUACUUCAUUGAGGCCCUCUGGGGUGUGGGGUGGGGGGUACAUACAUGUAUGCCCCUAAUCAGAAUUUCAAAUACAGUCAUUUUGCAUUUUGAUGAGUAGGCCUUGUCCCUGUCGGUAUUUAACAGGUAACUUUAUGUUAUUUGUCAUUUCAUCUAGUCUAUGUUGCUGUUUCAAGUCCAAGUUCUUUGUUGGAAUUUUACCUUAACAGGGCGUCUUUAUUCUGUCACAUUUCUCCCAUACAUCACUCAAUCUCUGUCAAUGGAUUGCAUUAUUAAGCAGCUGAUAAUCAAGUUUCUGUAAAAAAGAGUCUGUAGAUCAUGGCUGCCACUGUAGUGCAUUCCUUUAUUAACCUUAUUCCAGCUUUCUUUCUUCCUGUACUUCACACUUUCAGUACUCUGUAAAUGUGUUAAAAAAAUGUUUUUAAAUUCUGUUGUAAGUCUGCUGAUUUGUCACCAAGAGGACCAGCUGUCAGUGAGUCAGACUUAAAACUUCAGAGGGAGCUUGUUCGACAACAGCAGGAAUUUCUCCAGCGGCAGCAAGAACAAUUACAACAAUCUCAGAGUCAGCAAGCGCAAGCACUUAAACAGCAAGAAAGGCUAUGUGAUCAGAUCAAACAUUUAGGUAACAUGCUCUGUUACUUUCAUUUCCCUGGACUGUAGAAUGGGUUUAACAACGGUUGAAAGCGUUUAUCAUUGACCGAUCAAAUGAAUCCUUCCUUCUUUUUUCCUUAGUCGAUGCCUUGAAUGUCAUAUCGUGCAAUUAAAUUUCCGAUUAUUUUUCAUUUAAAAGUUACUUACAGGGUGCUCAUUAGGUGUCAGAGAUCGGGGUAUAAUUUCUCCUUUUAUUACGCAGAAUUCUCUUUCUAACGUUCGGUAGCCUAUGACUAUUUUUUAUUCAGACGUGGAGCGUCUUUCAAAAUAAUUAUUCUCCUGUGAUGUUACACCUCUCUUCUGCUACUGGAACUUUUAAUGAAAACCCUGAGUAUAACCUGCUAAAACACCCUUGAUUUCAGUUUCAAGCUCUUAAAUGUAUAACUCAAAAACGAGUUCAGUGACCCCUUUUUUGUGUUGAUUUUUGUAUAAAUUUUAAUCAGCAUGUCAAGAUUAUUAAUUUUAAUUCUUUGCAGUUCUGAUUCGACCUCAAAAGCUUUGCUUAUGGUGUGCUCAGAGGCACUGUAAAUAUUUGAAAUUAAAAAAAAGUGAAUCAGUAUGUGCAGUCAGAAUCAUGUAUGAGAUAUUUCCUUUGUUGUAUGUAUUGAUUUAUUACAGUGUACAAUAAGUAACCUUUCUAUCAAAUUCUCUUCACUCAUUCAUUCUCAGAGGAACAACAGAGGGAGUUACAGUCAAGUGUCAGCCUUCUGAACCCAGCAGGGGAGGAUCUGGCUGAGAUAAAACAGCAGGAGCAGCAGAUUGUUAGUCUCCUGAAUGAACAGAGACGUCAGGAUAAUGAACUUCAGAGGCUGCAAAUGCUUCAACAGCAAAGGCUUGAGGAGCAGAGUAACAGCUUUACACAUGAAAGAAAGGUUUGUUCCUGUUGAAUAAAAUGUAUGUUCACCUUCAGGGUACAAAAAAGGCAGUUUUACAGCCUGCCAUUCGGGCAAGCUGUAGCUAGCAUGUACUACCCCACAAGUCAUUUCAACUGGCCCCAAUACCCUUUUUGUUUAGCAGGAUUGAUUACAAUCCUUCUGUAAUUUGAAUUUCCCCCAAAAACAGCACUGCCUGUGAGGCAAGUUAAGAACAAAAAUCACUAGCCUAAUAGCAAAAUCCAUUAGCCCCCGGCUAUCGGACACGACUUUCUUUGCACGCUUACCUUUUCGCUCCCUUUGAGCCUGCCCUGCGAAAUAACCCUUAUGCCGCAGUUGUUCAAAGGGUGGAUAACGCUAUCCACUGAAUAAAUUCCUAGCCAAUAAAUAAUAUAUAACACUUAUCCGCUAAGUAGAUAUUUAUUUAGUGGAUAGCACUAUCCAACAUUUGAACAAUCGGGGUCAUAAGUAUAGUGACAAACUCAAAAGUAAAUGUAAGCUAACCAUUUCAAUUUCCUACUCAAUAAGCUUCUCUUCUUAAAAGGCGACUACGACCUCAUUUUGAGUUAUAGAAUGUACACUCUACCCCUACAUGAAUGUUCCCUUACGUAUAUAAGUGCCUUGGUACGUUACGAGGUAGGCGCAAAGACGGGCAUACCUCAUCGAUAGAGUUCAGACCCCUUACGUCCCGGACACCUGAUGGAUGUCUUAAUCAGUAACUGGUCAUUUCGCCCCGAUUUUUAUACCUAGCCCCCUAUUUUUGAGUCAUUUAGCGCGCUUCAAUUGUAAUAUUCCUCGUUCUAUAAGCCAUAAAGCAAAACAAGCGCGCUUCAAAUGACUUGUAAUUUCCCCGUUUUUUAAGCCGUAAACCAAAACAAGCGCGCUUCAAAUAUAAUAUUCCUCGUUCUAGAAUAGGGGAGUAGGUAACCGGAGCGAAGUGACUUGGAGGCGAGAUGACCGGUAAUCCCCUAAUCACUGCGGUGUAGAAAAACGCACGGUGGGCCGUUCAGUUAGCACUUGUGUACUUAGAUACUUUGGUAUUGUCAGUUAUUAAUAAAGAAACAGAAGACAUACCUCUCUUUAGAUCAGCUGCUGGUUAGCGGUCAUUUGUAUUUCAAGCCUCUGGGGUCACACGGGGUAAUGAUCUUCCAGAAUCUCAAGGAGGUAUAGACAACUUCACGCGAUGUAUAAAGGUUGAAGAGAAGAAGCUGUUUCUCGAUGCGUUGUUUUUUCUAAAUUUUUAACAAAGUUCAUAUUAGUAUUGGCUAUUAUGCUUUUUCAAUUUACACCUGUCAAGUUGGCUGAAAAGCCAUUUUGAUGGAGACAACCGAUAAACUGUUACUACUAUAAGUUUGCUUUUGUCAGUUAUUGGUUUUCUUUUUGUUUAUUAGGCGUUGGAGCAAAACCAAGAAAUGCUUCAGGCUAGGAUUAAGGAACAAGAGGCGAGGAGCAGACAGCUGGAGCAAGAACUUGAAGAGAUGACGAGAAAACACGCGGAAGCUGAGGCACAAUGGCGGAAAAAGUUAAGUUCUGUGACUGGAGAAACUGCAGGUGCGGGCAGCAAAGAGAGGUUAGAUGAAAGAGAACAGAAGAGUGGAGUUAAGCCUCCGAGAUACGAUGGACAAAGAUUGAAUAGGAUAGACGAUCGAGGAAAUUUAAGAACUUCGAGUUAUGAUGAGGAGAGGUUGGACAAGAGAGACAAGAGAGAAAGAAGACAGCAGCGGAAAAUAUCUGAUGAAUAUUCGAAUGGGAAUGAUGACGAAUUAAUGUACGGACAGAAAAACAGAGGCGCGGGCGCGUAUCAUGAUGAAGUUGAAGGAGAACGCAAGCGAAGUAGACAACAUGUGUCGUAUACUGAUGUUGAUCCAGGGGAGAGCUAUAUAAGUAAAACAGAGAGCUCAUUGCGAGAUGAAAGAAGGAGUAGACAAUUGAAUCCUAAUAAUACCGAUUUGAACUCCAGAGAUGGAACUUCACAAAGUCCCUUGAGGGAUAGAAAAAGGCAUGAGAAAUCUCACAAAAAGUCUCGAAAAACUCGUGAAAGAACUGUUGACUCUGAAACGGUUAUAACCAAAACGAACGCAGCAGUGACCGAAGCCGUACAAGUUGUCAGGGAUGAUGAGGUUUUUCGACUUUCUAGAGGACGAAUUGAAUUACUGGAAUCAGAGAAAUCGGCUUUAAUGGAACUAAACACUUCAUUGCAAGAGGAAAACAAGGCGCUAAAGCAGUUGUCGUUGUCUCUUCAGAAAGGAACUGGUGAGUUGAUUAACUAGUCAGGGUUUAGUUUUCUUAAUGCCGCCUAGCUGAUGUUGCCGAUGAAACUUCCACAGACGGGUGAAUAAUUUCAGUUUCUUGUGCAUAAGCUCCAUAAAAUAAUGUCUUGUCAGAAAGAAAAGUUUAAUUUUAUCGACGGAGUGGAUGAAAAAGGUGAGCCGGCUAGAGACUGUCGACGUGGCUGUUCACAUACACUACAAGAAGUUCCUUUUUUUUUUUCUUUAGGGACAGUGGAGAGCGAAAUACGCGCGCGUGGGAAUGGCUACCCGAUGCGGGGAAGGUAACACGCAGAAGGAAGAGAGAAUUGUCGAUUUUCACGCGCACUCGCGUAUUUCCCUCUCUCUACCAUCCCUGCAGAGAAUAACGUACCAUGCCUAGCCCUCAAUUCUUUCUUGUAUUUUUAUUUGUGAACGCACGAACUGACGCGAGUGUCAAAGCGGAGUGUGAGGGGGUGGGAGCAUUAAAAGUCUGGCUCAGCCUGAUUGUCUUUAUUGAGGUCUCGCUAUCGUUGAAAUAACACUUUUCGUUUUGUAUGCAGAAGUAAGUAAUUUUACAACUAACAUGGAAUUAGACUUUUUGGGGAAAAAAAUUGUCGCUAACACACAUAUAGACCCCUCAUCGCCAACCGUCUCCAUACUCUCUUCAAGGAUUCCAAUCCAUAAAGACACUUUGAACACGGCUAACAAAUUAUACUGUAUACCUUGUUUAAGGCAUAAUUAAGACCCUGAAAACAGACUUUGUUUAGGGGCAUAUACUCAUGUAGGUCAAAUAAGGGAGUGUGACCCCCCCCCCCCAUUCAGUAAUUCACACGGAACCCGCGGCUCAAGAGGCCAAUAACUUCAUCGAACCUCCCCUUCUCGACGCCUGAAUCACUCUUACCAGACGAGUACCAUUACAUUUAUGUCGUUACAGUCAAACCAGGUCAAGCGUUCCCGUCGCUAACGAACUAAUGAAUUCAUUCAUGGAAAAAUGAUUUCGUUUGUUGAUUCAAUAAUCCAUUCAUAAACUGAACAAUCCAAUAUUCAUAUUUAGCGUCGAUUCCAUAAUCGAAUGUUGAUUCGAUUAGUGUUUUUUUGCUUUUCCACAAGUUGACCUCAAAUUUUGUUUUUUCCUUUUUUUUUUCUGAGAGUCGAGUGCUGGCGGCGAGUUCUGAAGUUCAAACCCAAACAAACUGUUACCUGUACGCCAGUUUGCUGUCAGUAAUCAGUGCAACAGACCUGGCCUGACCUCUUAAAAAACGACGGUCAAACUGAGGUCAUUUUUUGGUGGAUUUCGAUCCUCGGCCUUUGUCAGUUUCUUUGCGUUUGCGGUCUGUCUAUUCUAGCUGUUAUUUUGAUUAAAGUGCAAUGAGAAACGCAAUCGUAAACGGCAGGAAAGGGGAAGCAAAUACGGUUGAACACAACAGACAAGAAUAAAGAACAGGUAGAUUUUGUUCAUAAACCAAGUCAACCUUUAAUUAUUGAAUCGAGGUACAAUUUAACUGUUGGAUUAUUCAUUUUAUGAAUGGAUUAUAGAAUCAACAAACGAAAUCAUUUUUCCAUUAAUGAAUUCAUUAGUUUGUUAGCGACGGGAACGCUUGACCUGGUUUAACUGUAACAGUCCUCAUUUGGAAUUGAAUCAUGCUCCUGGACUCCAACUUAGCGGCUUAAUUGCUAGUUUACUGUAUUGUAGUUUCUUUAGCUCAAGUUGAAAUGGUGAUCGAAAAAUCUGCAUUUUGUCUCUCUUACUUAGGUGUAUCAUCAGUAGUGUUACAAAAACAAAUCAAAGAUUUGCAUCAAGAGCAAAAGGUUCUGCGAGACACAGGUUGGGUCUUUUUUUGUUAAUUCUUUCACUGCCGUCUAGAAUUAAAACUCUCUAGAUUAACGUCAGGCUUUGCAUUAGACUGGCGUAAUUAACAUUCAGAAGAAGUAUGUUGGUACACGUAACGUCUAUAAACAGGCUAUCAUCAGUUGUUUGUUUAUUGCUUUGCAGUUCAUCGACUUAAUGUGGAACUGAGCAGAUAUCAAGCGAAAUAUCGGCCUGUUUCAUACGAGGUAAAAGUCAAAUCUUAUAGAACCGUUCCGGGUUAAGACCCAGGGUUAGUGCGAAAUUUGAAUACAGAUAUAAACGCUUGCAAAGCAAACUCAGUUCAGUUCCCUUUGGUCUGCAAUUUGGUGAUUGGAUGAUCUAAAAAGAAUGGGGAAAAAUGUCCGAUAAAAUGCUUUUGAACAAAAGAAAAAGAAACCCGGGUUAAAAUUUAACCCGGGGUUAACGCUAAUCAACCUUCGUACACCUGGGCCAUGGACUACUUAUAUUGUCAUAUUCCGUGAAUGAGGAGAUUUACACUUGAAUUUUGUAACGUAUUUUGACGUAUCGAAUUGUCAAAGCUUAUACCGUAAAUCCUCUAUUGAGCUCCCCCCUCUCUAAUAAGCCCCUUUUCAGGGGAAGAGAGUUAAUAGCCCCCAUCUAUUAAGCCCCCACCCUCCCCUUUCCUAAUUAUUGUUUUCUAAUAAAUGGUAGACUGUAUUAAUCAAUCACGACUGUUAAACGUGGUGUGGACUGAUCUGGGAUGGUUUAUUCACCAACUGGAAGUUUGGAUUUGUUUUUGAUCCUCGGCUGUAUGACCUCCAACUUCUUGUACUUAAGCUUUUCCACUUUGUAUUCUAGUUCUUUAUGGAGAACUGAUACCAUCGUCUUUUCUAAAUUAAGUCAGCCCCCUCUCAAAUAUGCCCCUUAUCUAUUCAGCCUCCCCCUUCCACCUCUCAAAUGGGCUUGAAAUAAAUAAGUCCCCUUAAUAGAGGAUUUACGGUAAGCAACAUUGAGGAAGGGGUAUCGGGCAUUACUGGAGGUGAAGAAGCUAAAUAGAGGGCACGGAGCUCAUUUAAUUUAGCAAAAUACAGUAGCAGAGAAAGCAAACGUGGCAGGUGGAAGGAGGUGCACUUACCGUAUUUUCGAUUAACCGCCCUGGGCGCUUAUUAAAUUUUUGGACCUUGAGAGUGGGUGCUUAUUCGAGGUGAGCGAGGCUGGGCGCGUAUUAAAUUUUCAUCAUUUUCAGCAAGUGAAGUAUGUUUAUUUUGCAACAAAACAAUAAAUGCUAAUAACAAAACGCGAAGAAGUAACAAAGCAAGGUUUCUGUAAAAUACUCUGAAGGAAACUCCGUCCUCGCGGAGGUCUCUUAUUUGAAUUUAUUCACUCAAGUGGGUCGGGUGGGGGUGAGUGCUUAUUUGAGUUUGAUUGGGAGAAAGGGGUGGGCGCUUGUUCGAGGCUGGGCGCUUAUUUACUUUUUCUGCCUUUAGGAUGGGCGCUUAUUCGAGGUGGGCGCUAAUUCAAGGUUAGGCGCUUAUUCGAAUAAAUACGGUAUAAUACGGAACUCCAUAAGUUCUUUCUGUAAAAGGGCGCGGGGCGCUUUUAUAGAGGAUUUACGGUAAAAUAAUUUGCUUUCCUUUUGCAGGAGGUAGAAGGUAUGGCAUUGCCUUUCAAGAAGGAGGCUGCCCCAUGGCUGGUGGGUAUCCAGCUCAACUCUUUAGAUUUGACGCGGCAUUGUUUUGGUCCCAAUACACGAUGAUAUGAAUAAAAAUAUAGUAAAACUUUGCGAUCAAUUUAGGUUCCUGGGAAACUAACAACCUACCCCUCCCCUAAGGUAACAUUAACACUUGAUUCUCACUUAAGGCAAAAUGAUGGCUUAGGGAGGGGUAGGUGGUCAGUUUCCCAGAGACCUAAAUUAAUGCAAACUUUUAAUAAAUGGUAGUUUUAGUGAAACUUCUAGAUAGUUGUAUAAAAGAGUUGCUGACCCUUUCAACAAGGUAUCAUUUACUAUGAGAAUACUGAUCAUGUAUGUGUUGUAGUUAAUUUUUUAUCUCAGGUAAUUUUUAUUUUUCCUUCGUUUCAACUUUGUUAGCAUAUACAAGAGGGGAUAAAGCUCUCUUGGCGUACAUUAACUUAUCCAAAAACAAAAAAAAAACAAAAAUUACGUAAGAUAAAAAAUUAAUAGACUGCUUGCAGUCCGCCUUUUCUCUUAAAAUCCGUCUAGUUCUCAGCUAGCGGGAUUGCAAACCAAUAAGAGACUGCUCGCAGUCUAAAAAAUUAACUACAACGUAUCCAAUCCCAUACCAUUGGCAGGUUGAAAGAGGUUUAUGAAGCCGUGUCUUUGUAUCUUGUAUUACUAUUUCUUUCCUUGCCAGAAGGCUUAUAAAGAAGGCUUGUGUCAAUAUUCUGGGUAUUUGAACUUAAAAUUAUUACACUUUCAGGUCAACACGAAGUUUUUGGCGCCUCUUUUCUUGGCGUAUGAUGAUCGACUGAAGGAAAAAGAGCAGCUGAUCAGAACUUACGAUGUAAGUUUCGUGGCAAUAAAAUUCUUUAUACAGUUACUUCAUUUUUUUCCUUGGGGUUGUACCGGUUUACAUCUUUGGGCUGAGGAGAUAAUUCUAGAGUGCAGUCGAUUGUAGGUUUUUUGUAGUACUAAAAAAUAUAUUACCCUUCAAAAUUGACGUCUGCGCGCGCCUUUUCGUCGGAGAUUUAGCUGUGUACUAAUUUCCCGUCCGUAUUUUACCUAGCCUUGUCACUGUUUAACCUGUCGUUUUUUUUUUAUUUCUAACGCGUGCAUUGCACAUCACGAAUUGCAUCUCAUUAUGAUCCGGACUAAGCGCAAUCUUCCGUCCUUUCAUCUUUAAGGGGGUCUUUUAAAGAGACCCCUCAUGGGGCAAAAAACAGAAAACAGAAACAUUCGGAACUUAAACAAUAUCUCAAGUUUUAAAAGGAAAGUCGCCGUCCACUUUCUUGCAAACUCUUCUUAGAUUGGACCAAAUUUUUAUGACUGUAUACAAACUCGUGUAAAUAUUUCUUGUUGUAACAGAUGUAAAUAUUUUUGCCCCAUUGUAAUUUUAUUAUUGUAUAUUUGUUAUUAUUGUAUAUUACGACAGAAUAGCCCCGUAUAGAGGAGUCGUAAUAAAGUGUAUGUAUGUAUGUAUGUAUGUAUGUAUGUAUGUUGAUGAUCAAUUUGAAUUUCGUCAUUUCAUUUUAUCUAUGUAUGUAUGUAUGUAUGCACUUCUUCAUGCCUUUUUGUAUGCAAUCUUCUCUUGCCCAAAAGAAAACGAGUGCGACUUGAAUUCACGUGGGGGAAGAACGCCUGUCGAAGCCCUUAGAAGUUCUGCGUGCGAGGCCAGGCCGUUUCUGUAGACUUUUUUCAUUUGCGACUGGGCUAAUAUUGACGAGAGUUUUCCCUUUGCCGUACAGUAGCUCAUUUUCCAUUUCUCAUUUUUUGAAGGAAGAGUUAAACGCGUUUAAAACUCGAGUCAUGGAAGUCGUGAAGGAAAAUCAGCAACUUCACAUGGUAGGUGGUUUGACUUGUUGCAGCAACAAAUUCGAUUUGAGUUUCAUUUGAAUUCGUAUUUAUAAAAAGUUUUCUUUGUUGUCGUUUACAGAGUGUUAGCAAAUCUAGUCCUGAUGCCCUUCGCCCUGACGAAUGGUAUGUUUAAAUGUUUAAUACUGUGUCUAAAGCAAGCUUAACUGAACCAAUUGCUUAAACCGAAAAGCGGACACCUCUUUAAUAUUAUUAUUCACACAGUCGAACCUUUCCUUACGGAAACCUUUCUUUUACUGACAGAUGUCACCUCAAGGCACCUAGCUUCACUUGUCUUACAGACGGUUCACAGACGUAAAACUUCACAAGUUCGAACCUUCCCCGUAAUAGGCCAUUUUUAUAUUAUGGACACAACCUUAUUAUAGUCGGUUCAUAUGGUCCCAAAAACGUAACGUUUACAGGGUCUAACCUACCCGUAAGGACACGCCUAUAAUAUGGACCUCUUCCCGCCCCCAGGAACGUGCGCCUUUGGGGCAUUUUUGGCCUUACCGGCCAUGAAUGGUCCCUUACCUGCUGAGCCAAACAUUAAGGAGAACACUGUCUCUGCACUACGCACAGUUUACGUGGUCGCAAAGACACCAAACUUCAUACAAUCCCAUUCCAUACCUCACUAACUGAGGGUACCUAUGUAAUGCGGACAUUCACACAUUUUCGACCAAACGGGAAAACACACUGCAACAGCAAAAAAACUGCGAAUGGAGGGGGGUUGAAGGAGAGUCUUGAAAAGAGUUGACGCACCUAGUAGCACUGAUUGAUGGAAGAAACUUCCAGUGGUUGUAUGGUAUAACUUCAGUGCUGUGAGUUGUGACAGCAGUUUUGAACUAUUUGUUUUUCUCGUAUACAGGCAACAACUCCAGGAGCAGGCAAAACUCUUAGUUGAGGAGAAUGCUUUGUUGAUGGAACAGCAAGAGAUACAAGAUAAAAAAAUGAAGGAAAUGCAGCGAAUUCAUGGAGAGGAAGGUUGGUUUAAUGAUUGCCAUCAACCAGCGUUUUGUCGAACUCCGAUUCUGACUGUCUGUAAUACUAACAGGCCAAUGGGAGGCGCUGUCUGCGGAGCGAGUUUGCUGUUGUUGUUGAUACAGAUUACCAUUGCAAUUGUAAUUGUAAUUGUAAUUUGGUGACCCACGGAGCACUAAGGAGUUCAUAAGAACUCGUUGAAACGUGUGCGUGCGUUCCAGAUCGAAUUGGAAUUUGAAAGUGUUGGUUUGCAAUGAGAGGGGAGUACCCGGAGAAAAACGAUCGGAGCAAGGGAGAGAACCAAAACCAAACUCAACCCACAUAUGGCUUCGACGCUGGGAUUUGAACCCGGGCCACAUUGGUGGGAGGCGAGUGCUCUCAUCACUGCGCCAGCCUUGCUCGUUACAACCAUGAUGGUUAUAACGAUGAAGGUGGUGAUGUGUUCUUAAGAUGAUUAAUAUAACAGUAAUGAUAGAGACGAGAAGGAGUUCGGCAAAGGAAUUCGGGCAGAAAAAGGGAUCGAGGUUAUCUGAGAUUAGUGAAAGGGCAGGCGUGUCUUCUUGAUUGCAUAGCCUAGAAAAAGCAUCUCUUUUGCCCUGAAAAUAAUCUCACAGUAGAAAGCAAUGAGACGAAGGGACAAGAUACAUUCCUAGCAGGCUACACUCCGCUCACUCUUAUGAUUGAUUGGAGGGAACGAAUUGCCGAAGGUAAUACAUUCCAGAGAUAAGGUGCUGCUGACUGGAAUGCACGAUCGCCAAGAGUUGGAUGGGUCUUAAUGCCAGGUAACUCGAGGAAUAUAGAGUAGGGAAAGCUUUCUCAUAAGCAAGACUCUGUGUUCACAUUUUAGUGUUUGCUGAGAAGUGGUACUCUUGGGCUCUAGUAAUUCUGAUGUUUUCCCUUUUCAUUACAUUCACGUUAGUAUCCAAGUUAUCGAAGCGGAUUUCAAGUCAAGAGUCAACCCGACGUCGCCUGGAGACGGAAGUAGAUGACUUGCGCCGUACCCAUAGCAACCUAUUACGACAGCAUGAGGCUAUUGUUUCUGAACAAGAAUACAAGAUUUCGGUUCAGGAACACCUGAAAAUAAUGGAUGACUGUCGUAGGUAAGCAACCCGAUAGACACUAAGCCCCGCUAGCUGUUCAAAAGGUGGAUAUCACUAUCCACCGGAUAAGUGACUAUCCAUUGGAUAACGCAAUUGGUUUCCCUAACACCUAUCCACUGGUAAUGAUUUAUCUGGCUGCAGUUGUUCAAAAGGCGGAUAGCGCUAUCCCUGGAUAAAGUCGCAUUCUUAUCCACUGGAUAGCGAUUUAUCCGGUUGAUAGCGCCAUUAUCCAACUUUUCAACACCCAGGGCCUCAUGGAUAACGCUAUCCACCGGAUGAGAGACUGAGAUGGUUUCCCUAACGCAUAGUGAUUUAUCCGGUGGAUAACGCUAUCCAACAUUUGAACAACUGCGACCAGGUCAUUGUCUCACAGAAAGAGUUGGGGUGGCUAAAAUUGUAACGUGUGAAUGCCUCCUAGAUCUUGUGAUUCAGCUCGCAGUCGUGUCUGUUCUAAGGAGUGCCGUACGCGUGGAGCGGGUCGCUAAUCGUUGAUUUUAGUCGUGCUAUUUUAAUUUCAGCGCGGUUUCUGUGCAGUUUUAGUGCAGCAUUUGCACCUACAAUGCUAAUCAAGAGCUCGAACGCAACAAACACAUUCAAAUUUCGUUUGUAAAGUAGCUUCAAACAGCCUCAUCUAUUUAACCUUAGAUCAGGCUGAAUUUUAGCAGCUCUCGUACAUUUAGCCUGAGAAACAGCCAACAUUUCACUGCACCAUCUCUAGUUUCCUCGCGAAAUGCCAAGGAGGGGGGGGGUCGCGAAUGUCGGCUGUUUUCUGAGGCGAUCAUACAUUCUCCCUUACGUCAAACGAGCUGAAAAUAGAGUCUGAUGUCAGGUAUUAUCUAUUCAAAUUUAUCUGUUUUAGUGGCACUUUCUCAAACUGAUGUGUGUAAAAACCCUUGUCGAUCCUGAACGACGUGUACAUGUACGAAUACAGUAUUUAGUAAACACUACUUUCUAUUUUGUUUUAGUGUUCUUGAGGAUUUGAAAGCUAAAACAAAGUUGGAAUCAGAGGAAUACAAUUCUCGUCUGCAGGUUUGCAACUUGUUUUUACUGUUUAUUAGUUAUUUCUGAUAUGAGUUCCAAUUCCCCAAAAGACACACCACAUGGAGUGCUUAGUCCUUAACCUGCCAGUGGGCUGAGAAAUUGGUGCGCCCGGCAUUUUUUAAGCCAAUCAUGAAGAGCAGGUUCGAAACAUUUACAAACUUGUUGUCGUGUUAAUAAUCCUUUUUUCUGAUUUUGUUUUGUCAUUUUCAGGCGAUACAAAAAGAAAAGAGCAAUGUAGCGAUCAAACUUGCAGGUAACUCCUCCUUUAUUUUGUGCCAUUCUUACAUUGUUGUAAGUUGCUUUUUAGCACCCAAAGUAAUUCGAAUUUGAAUUGUGCCUUGCAGACGCAGAGGCGAGAAAUGCCCAGCUAGAAAGAGAACUUGAAGCUUAUAAAAAGUCAUUAAAGUAAGUGACACUUUUUCGUUCAUCUGUUGCUGUUAGCAUACAUACAGCACUUUCCAGUAAAGCCGCGUAAUAUCCAAUUUCAAAUAAUGAGCCCAUUUAAAAUUGUUAUCAUUUUGAUAAGUUUCAAAAGACCCUUCCACGGUGUUUUUUUUUUUUCAACUUUUAACAUGGACAGUUAGGGAAAAUUCGUUAACUCUGCAAGAAAGAGCUAAUAAAAGUGCUAAGUUUAAAAGUGAUUUGUUGAAAACUAACGAAGAUAUAGCUCCUCAGAGUCGCGAAAUUUUACAGACGUCUGUAUGGUGGGGGCACAAACUUGCCCCCCCCCCUCCCACAAUACAGACGUCUGAAAAUUUUCGCAGCUUUGCAAUUUUGGCAAGUUUACUAAUUUUAAGGCGCUCUUUCCACUGGUGUCGAGGGAUUCUCCCUAACCGGUCGAUGCCAAAAGUUAGAAAACAAAAAACAAGGAAGAAACUAUUCUUUUCUUGUCUUACUUGUCUUGCCGUACCAUUGCGUUUCUUUCUUUCCAGCUCUUGAGGCGUUUGUACCACUUGACUGAUUGGCUGUAAACGGCUCAUCACUCUGGCCAAUCACAAUAGGCACAGACAAUCGAAUGAACCAAUCAGAACUUGAUGUAAAUACAGCCUGCUGCCAGGGCGGGAAAAUGCGCGCGAGCAGGGUGGGGUGGGGAAAUAAAAAAAGUGAAAAGGAUAAAAGCUGUUGAGAAGUGAGAUUUUUAUUGAGUUACGAAAUUUGGUUCAUGGACGUCUUCUCCUGUAAGCAGAAUUCUUACAGAAGAAUAAAAGUCUUUAAAGUCUACAGUCUUUAAGCAAUUCUGGCGAAUUGCUUUAAAGACUGUAGUGUGUUUAAAGUGUAGAAACUCACUUGACUAAUCAUUUCUUCCUUUUUUUACAGCAAAUCUGAACGCAAGUUUAUGUUUCUUCAACGCAAAUUGGAGCACAUACAAGAAAGGGAGUUGACGGCCCAAGAAACUCUGUCCCAAGUUCUUACUGUUGUAAGUGUGGUCUGAUUUUCAACCGCGUACGAACUGCCGUUUUCAUGUUUUCAUUCUCUCUUUGAUGUUGUCGCUCCAGUAAUCUCGAGGGCAUAUAUAUUGUAUUUUCUCUUAACAGGCCGAGAAAACUGCCGCUGAGAGAGACAAUUACGUACAAUUUGUGAGUAUAAGCUAAUUUUAAGCAGCUUUUAAUAGCAUUUCGGAUAGCCAGUACCAAACGAUAUACGGUUGCGUGAGGUUGAGAUUUCUCUCUUUCCCUCCUUAUUGUCUUUUACACAAUACUCAAUUGUUUUGUUCCGGCUCCAGUUGUAAAGAGCAAUUAGCGCUUAUUUUAUUUAUUUUUUUUUUAACAUUGUAGUACCGAGUCCAAAUCCUGGACCACGCUCGUAAAUAGCUAUCUGGUUCGCCGCCCAUCAGUUGGGAUUUUCGACUCUAUACAAACUCUGAUUUGGGCCCUUCUACCUUUAUGUUAAUACUGCCAAGUUCAUAUUUAGGCUUAUAUUUAAACGCUACCUUAUUGUACAAAUCUUGUUUUGCUCUUCGCAUGCAGGCCAAGACACAGAAGGUGCAACAAGAGAAAGCUGCCUCUAAAAUUCUCGCUGGCACUCAAAACAUCAAGGGACUGGAAGAAAAACUACAGGUAUGGUGUUCGUGUUCAAACUGUUUGUUCUGCAUUUUGUCUAUUUAUUUAGUGUCCCGAGGCCGCGAUCGGUGGAUACAAAGAAAGCUCUGUUAACUCUUCUGUUCCAGGAUUCUAACCCACGGGGUACUGCCUUAUUUGGCAUGGACGGCUAUGUGCUGCUGAACAGGGUGUGGUUUUCAGGGUAUUGAAUCUUGAACAAUUUCGCUAUUUAGCGUCUUGAACAGGGUGUCGCUUUGAACCGGAAGCCUGUUAAAGAACGUGAUGGUUGGCGAUGAGCGGGGUACGUGAAUGGUACCAACAAUGUUUUUCAAAAAAAAAAUAGAAAAUACUUCAGUGCCGGAGUGUUUUCAAAAAUAGUUAUUCUUUAUGCGAAACGAAAAUAAAUCGGGGUCGCAAAAUGAAAUAUUUUUGUCGGCGCUCCUCUACCAAAGUUUCCCUCGAGUUCCCACCCUCCUCCCGCCCAGGGGGAUUCUAAUGAGGACGUCGGGAGACUAACGUUCUCCUCCUUUUGAAAGUAUGAAGCCAAUUAAUACCAGAGACAUUUUUCGUGUAACUUGUCUCUUAUCACGUUCAGGAAAUCUUGAAGUGAUAACAAAUGUUGUUCGAAAUUUUCUCCGAAGGUUUCCGGAAUGCAAAUCUCAAAGGGAAAAUUGUAGGAACAAAAAUAAUAGAACAAAAAGUUUGAAAAAUAUAAUCGAGGAUUUGGUUUUGUUUCUUUUUACGAAGAGUUCGAAAAAGAAAAUCGAUACAUCCAACUGUCGAAAUCUCAAAUUAGAAACAGGGCCGGAUUCCCUGAUUUCUCUAUUUCAAAGGGCAGGUACAGCGAGUGAAAUUGUCAGGCUUUGUUUGAUCUAGCGGAUGUACUCAAAAAAGUCCUGCAAAGCAAUAUCAUGAAACCGCUUUUCUCUCGUGAGUUAAUAUUCUCAGGAACUAAUCGACGAUUUUUCUUAUUUCAAUUAGGAAUACAGGAAAAAGGCCACUGACAAAGUUGCUCUAGUUACAGGAAGGUAUGUUCUCGAUUCUCGCGGUUUUCUACUUUCCGGGUCUACUUGGAAUCACAGACGCCAGGCUAAUAUUGAAUUCCUUGAAAGGAAAAGUUGAACGCAACUAGUAGCUAACAUAUGAUCAAAAUUCCCUUUCCGUCGCCACUGCGAGUAACGUUUAUACAGAUUUUAAAAUAAACAAAGAACUUGUACCAAAACUGGAGUUUAUUGCUUGAAGUUAGUGGCAUCUACGCCAUCUUGAUUGUUACUCCCCAGAAAGCCCACCGAAGCGCGCGAGAUGUGUUUUAACGCGCGAGUUGCGCGCAAAACUAGCGGUGCCCCAAGGCUUUGCUAGACGCUCGCGUGUGUGCCCGUCGCCUUUGCUCGUUGGCUGUCUGAUUGCUGACUCUCUUUUUUGUUCCACAAGACUGCGAGAGAAAGAAAAGGAGAUUAAUAAACUCAAAGAACAAUACGAGGCUGAAAUCAAUAAUCUUCGCGGUCUGGUGAGACAAAAACAACGCCAACUGGAACUGAUGAUUGGAGAGAACAGGUGCGUUAUGUCUACAGGUCCACACGACGCCUAAAUAAACCAUUGCUUGUUUCUUGCGGGAUCUCUAAUGUAAAAGUGUUUGAGCCGGGCUUGCGUUCAGUGUUUUUUUUGCCUACUUUCCUUGUAUUUUUUUGUCUCCAACCUGCGGUAGGUACUUGGCUAAUCCCUUUAGGUCGUUUUCCCAGCCCCUUUGGUCGCGCGGAAUAAUGAUGCCCAGGGACUAGGCAAGGGUAGGUGCUACAAAGGGAUAAGAACAGGUGAAUCAGACGCGCGCGUGUGUAUUUUCUGCACGAUUACAAAUGCCCUCUUCUUCCUUUCCUGCCGCUUGCCACGCGCGCCCUGUCUUGUUAAACAAGAAAAACGUCUAUUGAAAUGAUAGUCCAUGAUAAGGACUCAUUGCCGCUAUUCCCCCAAGGUUGUGAAAUAAAAGAAAGGAGAAAACAAAUUUGAUAAAGCUUGAACCCGCGUCACUUGAUUUCUAACCCACAUCCGUAUUCACUACAUCGUCAAGGGCUUAUCUACCGUCACGUGUUAUUUUUAACGAACUUUACAUGCCAUUGAUCAUUACGUUAUUUGAAAGCUGACCGUUAAAAAAAUACUUAGCCCUCAUCACUGCACUUCGGUGCCAAUCCCUAUACUCAACUCUUUUCCGGUUUGUACAACUGGCUGUCUCUGAUUUUUACACUUUUCUCAAAAUGUGCCCUUAAGGGACGGACCAUUAGAAAACUUAUGGGGGCGGGGGCGGGCGAAGUCCAAAAAAAAAAUUCGCGCAAGGGAAAAUUAAAUGAAAAAAAAUUCUUGCACGCCAAUAAACCCUAAGAAAUAUUCAUGCAAGGGCCUGAAAAAAAUUCAUACAAGGAAUUUGAUAACGAAAAAAAAUUCCUGCAGCUCGAAAAUUCCCCUCUCCCCCCAUAACUUUUCUAAUGGUCCGUCCCUAAAACAGCGCUUUGCACUAACGACGUCACAAAUUCCGGGUCCCUGCUGUGACUCGGACAUUGAAAAGUCAGCGGGAAAGUCACGUUCGCCAACAAAUUUACGUCGUCUUUGAAGAUUCUUAUCGUCAAAAGAAACAAAAUCCAGCUUGUUUUCGAUAAAAUAUACCCCAAAACUAUUAACGUGUGCCAAGACAAGGUUAAGCAUGAAAAAACCUCUACAGAUGAGUGAUUUUAUUAACCCUUUAAGCCCCAAGAGUGAUCAACAUCAAAUUUCUCCUCGUAAUAUCGAUGCUUUGUAAAACAGAGUGGUCAUGAGAAUUACACACAUGAUCGCACAAGAUGAAUUUGCUUGAUAUUUUAUCAACUUCUCCCCACUACUUCUGUAGAAAAUGAAUAGGGGCAACAAAUGAGAAUUCAAAUUUUGAUCUCAGGGUUUAAAGGGUUAAUAACGAUAGUGUCAUAACUGUGAGGAGGGGGGCAUUGGGAUUUUCGGUUUUGCGGUUUUGGCUAUUUUUUAGAUCGGUUUUUCGGUUUUUGUUGCAAAAGACUUCGGUUUUUCGGUUUUGGUGGUCAUUGCGGUUUGCGGAUUUUUCGUUUUUUAGCAUCUGGUUUUCGGUUUUCGUGAAAAAUACUAGCGGUUUUUCGGUUUUGGUACCCGAUGUGGUUUUUGGUUUUCGGAAGGGCAGUGGGGUUCAAUAAUCGACUUCUUUUUUGAGUAUCUAUUUAUUACCACAUUAAACCUUAGAGCAAGUUCCUGCUGCCAUGUAAAACUGAAAAGGAACUAAUUGUACCGGUUAGCUUCCUCAGUGUCGACUCAGCUCAGUGCAAUCGCAUGUUAGACAAUCGAGUCUCCAAACUUUCAGGUGUUAGUUAUCUGCAAAUGGAAAUGUUCGAUUAGAGAUUUUCGAUUGAAGUUUCCAGAGCUAUAGCUUUUUGCGACUGCAAAAUUGCAAUUCUAAAGAGGACUUGUGUGCAAAUUCUCCUAAGUUAACUAGGCUCCAUAACUAGCCGCUUUUCGGAAAUUGAGCCGCAAAGUCUGGGCUCGAGAGAACGGCAGAAACAAAGCCUAUGAUUUAAGCAGACACAAAAAGAUACGAAGGCUUCAGACAAAGUCCAUGACAUUCACAAAUACUUUGGUGAAAUUAGUGUUAGUUUAGUUUGCUCUGUAUGCCCCACUUUUCACCAUUGUAUCGGUUUUUGACGGUUUUGUAUGCGGUUUUCGGUUUUGGCCGAAUUUUUUUGCGCUUUUGCGGUUUUGGAUGAUUUUUUCUUCGGUUUUGCGGUUUCUAAUAUACCCCAAUGCCCCCCUCUGUGAGUAAAUACGGCAUUUUACUAAGAAAUGUAUGGAUAGCAGGACGUCAUAGCUUUCCAUAAAAGGCUCAUUUGGUUCAAUUUAGAGGCAAAUGAUACUCAGUUUCUUCUUUUCAAGUGCGAGGGCAACUCUUGUUACGCUACGACAGGAUAUAUAUAGUACUGUAUAGUAUAGUACCUACCUGACCCGCACGACCAAACAUAACAAACUUAUACAAUUUCCGGUUUGUGCUAAUGUUGGUGUUCUUUUCAUUUUAGAAAUUCUGCUACAUGCUUCCAAGAAGCACAUACAAACUCGAUUUUCUCUUUAGCAAUUUCGGUUUUGGAGUAUUACACAGUCAGAAAUGUUAUGUUAUGUUUCAGUACAGUGCUAUCUAAGACAGAGCUGCGGAUCCGAUUUCAGUAUGGGCUUCAUUGACCAGGUCGCUAUAUUUUCUGAUUUUAUCCGUUUAUUUGAGUUACUUGGACCAGGUUUUACUCCCUAUGGCAGUAAUGCCUUUUAUAUAUUAGAAUAAAUCCCAAAAAUCAUUUUAAAAACGCUCAUUGUCAAUUCUAUGAACAAUUUUCAUGCGUUUUGUUGUUCAUACAAAGCCUUUGGGUAUUACGUCAUGUAAUAAACAUGAGUUGUCCAACUUGAGUUUGGGGCAUCCGUUCGAUUUUAUUCACUUCCGUUCGAUUUUAUUUUUGUGUCCACCAGAGCGUGAAAACAAAAGAAACUUACCCCACUAGACUGGGGUCCCCCACUCAUGUAAACAGGCCCUAAGACUUCCCGCUUGGUGCUGAUUUGACACUUCCAUAAAAGUUCGACUGAUAUUGGUAUUGUUUAUUUCUAUCUUCAGGAACGUUGACAAGGAACUAGAAUUAGUUUGGCGAAAUGCUGCCGCCGAUAACAAACGAAUGAAAAACACAGUUCGACAAAAGGGAGCCAUGUUCGACUCCGAUUCUGACCCCAAUGCCCAUUUGUCAUCUGAAGAAGGAGAGGCUACAUAAACGAUGACACCGUACAAAGAAGAUAUAGUUUUUCAAGAAGACGCUCCAAACAGCUUACGUUUCUGGAAUCCCGGGGGGGGGGGGGUACUUUAGGAAUUUCUGGGUAGGGAUGUGCCGCUGGGACCCUGGAACCCUUAACCUAUACCAGAGCUAGUUCAGCUGAAUUUUGCUACCCUAUACUAGAGUAAACUCCCCAAAUCCCCGCUAUCCUAAAGUAGCUGUUUUCCAGAAACUACUGAGGUCACUAGCACAGUAGUCUAGCCAAAACAAAACCUAUACCACAAUCCCUGGUCUAGAUAAAAUCUUCAACCAACUGAUCAGUUGGCUGAAAAAUGAUACCCUAUUCUAGACUCAAACGCUCUGAUUUAUAUACCCUAUCCUAGAGUGAACUGCUUGAAAACCAUACCCUUCACAGCGGCACAUACCUAUAUAGCCCAUAUAUGGCAGUAACCCCCCGGG
Porites lobata is the source of this 22819-nucleotide messenger RNA. The record is from the annotation of a GenBank genome assembly. Lineage: Eukaryota; Metazoa; Cnidaria; Anthozoa; Scleractinia; Poritidae.